This is a messenger RNA of Durio zibethinus, 1780 nucleotides long. RefSeq lists its product as uncharacterized. The record is from RefSeq and is a predicted model, not a curated record. Gene Ontology annotation, molecular function: syntaxin binding. Lineage: Eukaryota; Viridiplantae; Streptophyta; Magnoliopsida; Malvales; Malvaceae.
AUGGACAAAUCAAAUCAUUUUGCAACAUACCUAAAAAACAAAAGCAAAGGCAAAGAUCUUGAAAACGGCAAAUCCUUCAGUUUCUUCUUCUCUUCAUCUUCAUAUCUGAAAAUGGAAAAUCCACAAGCAAAUCAGCUUCCUGAAGUGGAUUCAUUGCCAGAUGGCUUUGUUGCGAGUCCUUCAGAGCCUUUGGCUCCAAAUACUCCAAUUUUAGAACAAGAAAAGCCUUUGCAGCCUGAUUAUACGGAAGAUGAUUUAGUUUCCACCGAGUUUGGAGCAAGCAAGGGCCAAAAGCAAAGAACUUUUCCUGUGCCAUUGUCUGAAGGGGACUCUUUUGGUGGUUCUGUGGACUCUGUGCAAGGUAAAUUAGUUGGUGAGGAGUCAAGUGAUUCUGUUCCUGAGGCCGCUGAAGUUGGGGUGGUAGAAUGCAGUGAGGUGAAAGGAGAAGUUAAAGGGGAGUGUCAAAGUACAGAAAGAACAGUUGAAGGAGGAUCAGAAGCUAACUCGACUAUUUUGAAGGAAACAUCUUCUUCGGAAAGCGUGGAUUUGCUGAAAAAUAAAAAACCAGAAACUACUGAAACCAAACGCAAGAAUGCAAAACGUACAUUCAAAUCGGAAAAGGAAUUUCUUGAGUUCUCUUUGAAAUAUCAGCAAGUCCUUGCAGAAAGAGAUGCAGCUAUUGCUGUUCGAGAUAAACUUGAAUCACUUUGUAGGGAGCUACAACGUCAGAACAAACUGUUAAUGGAUGAAUGCAAACGAGUAUCAACAGAAGGGCAAAACUUAAGAUUAGAUUUAUCAGCCAGGUUCCAAGAUGCAAUCAAGGAUGUGAGCAAUAAGCUGGAAGAGCAGAAGGAUGAAUGCCUGUCUCAACUGAAGGAGAAUGAGAUGUUAAGAAAUAAGUUGAAACAGUUCGCUGAUCAAUACGCCCUCUCUGAACAACAAUAUGCGCAGAAGCUAAAGCAGAAAACACUAGAACUACAGCUUGCUGAUUUGAAAAUUAAGCAACAUGAAGAGAAAUUGAUCCAGGAACAAGCACAGAUGAAAGUAUAUGCAGAGCAAGUGUCUCAGUUAUUGGCCACUGAAAAGAACUUACGCAUGCAGUUGACAGCUGAUGGAGAAAAAUUUCAACAUUUUCAAGAUGCUUUGUUAAAGAGUAAUGAGGUCUUUGAAACAUUUAAGCAAGAGAUUGAGAAGACGGCAAAAUCAAUCAAGGAACUCAAGAAGGAAAAUGGAUUCUUGAAGAGCAAAUGUGACAAAUCAGAUGUUACUCUCAUAGAACUUGUGGAGGAGCGCGAGCGGUUGAAGAAACAAUUGGAGAAGACAAAGAAUCAGAAAGAAAAGCUAGAAUCAUUGUGCCGAUCACUUCAAGCGGAGAGGAAGCAAAGCUCCACCGGAGGCAACAGCUCUGAUACCAUAGCAGUCUAAAUGUUAACAUAUUUAACCAUACAUGAAUGCAUUUUGUGAUUGUUAUCUAAAAUUGUUCAGCCUUCUGUCUCUUGUUGUCGAUGGAAGAGCCUUAGAGCACAUUUCGGUAUUUGAGUGUACUAUGCAUCCUCCCAUCAAUUAUUGUAUUAUUAUGGAGUACUUCAUUAACUGGUGGAAUUCCUUGAGUCAUGUUACUUGUUGGAACUGCCAUUUUCAAUUUAAGGGAACCUUUUCUGCAUUUGGCCUAACCCUAUAAGAGCAAGAUUCUCCAAUUUUGCAUCCAUAAUAAGCAUUGACCUGAGUAAUUUUUUUUUUUCUCUGUUUCAUCAACAUAUUUGUGGUAUUUAUGUACUUU